GACUGCCCUUUCAACUUUCUACUUUCUGUUUCGUUUGCAUUUCCCCUCACGGCUCAUUCCUCGCCUCGCUCCUCCCCUUAUCAGCGAGUGCAGUCGAAAAAAUCCAGGACGGAGAUAUUGAAAAUUCAAGUGCAGUAUGGCUAAUUGUAUUAACAAAGGAUUGAAGGUCUGGCCCAAGGUUUUGCUGUAUGGGGACUCCAUCACACAGCAAAGUUUUAGCCCUGAUGGGUGCUGGGGAAGUUUGCUGGCAGAUUACUUGCAACGGAAGUGUGAUGUUGUCACCCGUGGCUUCUCUGGUUACACCACACGUUGGUGCAAACUCAUGCUGCCGUCAAUCCUGGACAAGACUGUUGCCAAGGACACGGUUGCCAUGACGAUCUUUCUGGGAGCCAACGACUCCAACAAUGAGGCCAAUGUACGACAGCACGUACCUCUGGAGGAGUACAAAGAGAACAUGAAGGAAAUGGUGGACUACGCUUUGUCGACAGGCAUGAGCAGAGAAAGAAUCAUCCUGAUCGCACCUCCGGCCUUCAACGUUUCUGCGUGGGCGGAGGACUGUAAAAAGAAAGGCAAGGUUGUGACCAAAGACAACACGACCACGGGCGUCUAUGCCAAAGCCUGCUGUGAGCUGGCCCAGGAGAUGGGCACCGGUGUUGUUGACCUCUACACAGAAAUGAUGAAGGCGGAGGAUUUCACCCAGUACCUUAAUGACGGCCUUCACCUGUCCCCGUCUGGCUCACGUCUGCUCUUCUCUCUACUCCAGCCAAUCAUAGAGCGGCUUACCGCUGACCUUCCUUUGUCCAUCUUCCCGUUCUACGACCAGGUGGAUCUGGACAACCUGGAGAAAUCUCUUCUGGAAUAGACUGGGUGUUGCGCUGUCCCCGUGGUUUUAUGCAAAAAAAGUUACAGCGGGUGUCGCAUUCUACGAGGUUGCCGGGACCGGCUUGUUGUCCUCGUUGGAUCCGACCUCUCGUUGAACGUGACUAAGG
Messenger RNA from Aplysia californica (California sea hare), 989 nucleotides. RefSeq names its product isoamyl acetate-hydrolyzing esterase 1 homolog. Bases 137 to 862 code for a protein of 241 amino acids. The transcript is spliced from 7 exons. Lineage: Eukaryota; Metazoa; Mollusca; Gastropoda; Aplysiida; Aplysiidae. The record is from RefSeq and is a predicted model, not a curated record.